Messenger RNA from Syngnathus typhle (broad-nosed pipefish), 2975 nucleotides. RefSeq names its product transcription factor 25 (basic helix-loop-helix) (gene tcf25). The transcript has 18 exons. Gene Ontology annotation, cellular component: RQC complex. Gene Ontology annotation, molecular function: protein binding. The record is from RefSeq and is a predicted model, not a curated record. NCBI's taxonomy places the organism in Eukaryota, Metazoa, Chordata, Actinopteri, Syngnathiformes, Syngnathidae. The coding region runs from base 105 to 2135 and encodes 676 amino acids.
GACUGUCAAACAAAAACACAAAGAAGAAAACUUGUGCGACAUGGCAGUCCGCUCAUUUUACUUAGAUUGUAUGCUCACGUAAAUUUAGCAGUCAGCAGUGUAAAAUGUCUACCAGGGCUUUGCGGAGGCUGAAAGGCAAACAGCGAGCACAAGAGGCGGUUGUCGUCGAGGAGCUAACUUUGCCAGAUAGCCCCGAUGAGCUUGCUGAAAGUGAGGAAGAGCAGCUGCUCACGACCACUGUCAGUCCAGCGUCACGUCGGAAUGGCAGUAAUCGAAAGUCAAAAACAAACAAGGAUCGUAAAGACAUCGGUGCUGUUUUGGGAAUGAUAAGUGAUACUGAAAAAGCCUCCGCCGAUGAAGAUCCAGAGAAACGAGAUGGAAACAAAACAAGUGACACGGGAAAUAAUGACAGCAAAGAAAACUGCAGUCGAGGGCCAAAUGAGCCCAUGUCCAGUGUUAAGAAAAAGAAGAAGAAAAAGAAGACAAAAGUUAAAUCUGAAAUCGUACAGCAAGGACAAUCACCAGAUGACAACAUUGAUUUAUUGCUGGAAAACCUGGGCCAGUCCAAUGGUUUGACUCUACAAAAUGACUGUGGUGGCUGUGACAGAAGACCUGUUCUACAUGUGGAGCACAGGAAUCUGAACCCAGAGACGGAGCUAAAGAAAUAUUUUGGGAGUCGAGCAGUUUUGGGGGAUCAGAGACCGCGACAACGCAAUCGACAGUUUCAUCGAAAUACGUGGAUGACCGGUCCCAAGGAAAGUUGGCCUCGAUUCAGUCGCCCAGGAAUCUCAAUGACCUUACUUGAGUCAAAAGAUGGUGUUCAAUACUUCACCUUUGAGCACAGUCGUGACUACCAACAAGUACAGUUCAAGUUCUUGGAUGCUGUCGAGUCUAUGGAUCCAAACAACCUUGUGGCUUUGCUGCAGCUGAAUCCCUACCACAUUGAUUCCUUGCUACAACUUUCUGACGUCUGUCGUAUACAAGAGGAUCAGGAGAUGGCCAGGGACCUCAUUGAGAGGGCCUUGUACAGCUUUGAGUGUGCGUUUCAUCCUGUAUUUAGUCUGACCUCUGGCGCCUGCAGACUGGAUUACCUCAGACCUGAAAACAGGGCAUUUUAUCUUGCUCUUUUCAAGCACAUGAUGUUCCUUGAGAAGAGAGGAUGCCCCCGGACAGCUUUAGAGUACUGCAAAUUGAUCUUGAGUUUGGACCCGGACUCUGACCCACUUUGCAUGCUGCUACUUAUUGAUUUCCUGAUGCUACGUUCCAGGCAGUAUGACUCUCUUAUUCAACUUUAUGAGGCCUGGGAGGAGCACAGAAAUCUGUCCCAGCUGCCAAACUUUGCAUUUUCCACCGCGCUCUGCCAUUUCCAUCUCAGUCAGCAGGAAGAAAUGAAGCCUGAAGAAAGUGAUCGAGUAAAACGCAAAGCUGACCAAAUGCUACAGGAUGCGCUCAUCAUGUUUCCUGCAGUCUUAAUGCCUUUACUGGAUCUAUGCACUGUGCAGCCAGAUGCCAGUGUAACCUCACAUGCGUACUUCGGCCCAAGCAGUCAGAUUGGACAACGGCCAGCCUUGGCUGAACUGACUGCUCUGUAUGUGGGGAGGAUGUACAACCUGUGGAGGGAAGCAGCAGUCAUGCUUUGGUUGGAAGAGAGUGUGCAGGAAGCACUACGUCGAAUUGAUGCAAAUGACCCACUGGUGGAGGACUGCAAGAACAAAAGAAAGCAGAGGUACCAGAGUGCUCCACGGAACAUCCAUCGCCACGUUCUGCUGUCUGAGAUCAAAGAAGCCACGUCCAGUCUGCCUCUGGAGGUGACGACUCAACCCAUGAUGGGAUUUGACCCCCUCCCGCCAGUGGAUUCUGUGAUCUCGUACACCAGACCAGAGAGACAACAUGUUGGAGCAUCCAAUGAGAGCACGCUGUCGCUGUUUUUCCGUUCCCUUCUGCCAAACUUCAACCUCCAGGGUGGGCCAAGGCAGGAGGAGGAGGGUGACAUGGAGGUGGCUCGGGCUGGACAAGAGCUAAACCAAGAAGUGAAUCGCCUCAUGGUGGCAAUGAGGGACAUGCUGGCAAACAUCAGGUUUCAAGAGCCGCCACGAGAGGACCAGCAUUUUAGAGACGAGGAAGAGUGGGACUGAGUGAGGAUGUCUUGGAAACUCAGAAGAACAGCUCAUCAAGAAAACGUCUGGGACGAAAAUAAAAUGCUGCCAAAUGAGCUCCUUCAAAAAGAGGUUCCUCUCAAUUUUUCUUUUUCAAACUUCUGUCCGAUCAUUUUUACAGAUUUACAUUAUUUGAUUGAAAAUUGUCAACCCCAAUUAAAAAAAUCUAUUUUAAUGCAUUUAUUGACAGUAAUCUUAUGAGAUCUUUUAGCCGUUCCUGAUACUAUGGCCCCUGAGUGAGAUUCAAAGAUAUUCUUUUCUGUCUAAUUGUUAAUCUGCCAUAUGGUUUGUAUCGGCCAGAAUACAGAAUGACAGGGCCUUGCUCUUCUGUCAAAGAUCUACGAAACUACAUAUGAUAAAACAUCUACAUGAUCCGCUUUGUGGGCAAUUUGCUCUGGUUACAGUAAUCUAAAAACAGCUUUCCUAAACUUUACCUGCUCCACUUUCCAUAUAUUAUCUGUUUAUUCUUAAUGCACUAAUGAAGAGAUGACGGUGUACUUGAUUCUCAAAUGAUUUCAUUGUUCUCACUUCAUCUGGAGCUACAAAGGAAGUAUUUGAGGACUGCUCAUGUGAUCUAAAUACGGUUUAGAAAUCAUCUCAUAAGUCGUCCCCAGAAGAAACAGCCUCUGACUGUUGCAGCCCUGAUGGCCCCACCACUCCUGUACAGCCUCCCGGUAAUAAUUCCAAAGGACACAAACCGACGCACUUGAUGAGGCUGAAACUAUGAAGCUUGCUGGACUUUUUUUCUUUGGUGUGUUUUCACCACUGAAUCUCCACACAUUUGACCAACAUUUACCAACAAAUACAAAGUAAAUUGGA